UCUCAUUGUUUAUUACUCCCAAAACCAAAAACCAAUUUCAAUCUCUCUGUCUUAAUUCACCACUUUCUUCCCACACUUUCUCUCUCUUACAUUUUCUCAAUACAGCACGAUAUACAUAUAAUAAAUUAUACACAUAGUUGUUUCCUUCUGUUGAAGUCGGAGGUGGUUUUUUGUAAUGGGACCGCCGGCGAAGAGUACCUACAAAGACCUGCAGCUGACCGGAAUCAGCGGCCGUGAAUCGACGGAGAUCGAUAUUCACGAUGAUCUCGAAGAUGUUAGAUUACUUGAUUCUUAUGAAAAUGAUAACAAUAAUAAUAAAAUUAAUGAGGGUUUGAAGAGAAUUCAGGUCAAAGUAACAGGGAUGACGUGUGCAGCCUGUUCAAAUUCAGUUGAAGCUGCUGUUAUGAGCUUAAACGGCGUCGUUUCUGCUACUGUUGCUUUGUUGCAACAUAAAGCUGAUGUUGUUUUUCAUCCUCAUUUACUCAAGGAAGACGAUAUUAAGAAUGCGAUAGAGGAUGCAGGGUUUGAUGCAGAGGUUCUACAAGAUAAGAGUACUGCGCGCACAAAGCAACAAGGAACUCUGGUAGGGCAGUUCACAAUCGGUGGCAUGACAUGUGCUGCUUGUGUUAAUUCCGUUGAAGGUAUCCUAAGAAAGCUUGAUGGUGUUAAAAGAGCCAUUGUUGCUCUUCCAACAUCGUUAGGCGAAGUGGAAUAUGACCCUGAAAUAAUUAGUAAAGAAGAAAUUGUCUCAGCAAUUGAAGAUGCGGGUUUUGAUGCGUCUUUUGUACAAAGCAAUGAGCAGGAUAAAAUUAUAUUAGGAGUGGUUGGGGUAACAAAUGAUUUGGAUGCACAAGUAUUAGAAAACAUACUUUGCAACUUAAAAGGAGUUAGACAAUUCGGUUUGAACAGGAUAUCACGAGAAUUGGAUAUUCUGUUUGAUACUGAGAUUCUUGGUCCUAGAUCUUUAGUGGAUGCGAUUGUUAGCGAAAGCUCUGGGAGGUUUCAGGUGCAUGUAAAAAACCCAUUUACUAGAAUGGUAUCUCAAGAUGAUGAAGAAUCAGCAAACAUGUAUAGGCUCUUUACAUCAAGUCUUCUUCUCAGUUUUCCUAUCUUCCUCAUGCGAUUCAUAUGUCCACACAUACCUCUUCUUUAUGCCUUAUUGCUCAAGCGAUGUGGACCAUUCCAAAUGGGUGAUUGGCUGAACUGGCUAUUGGUCACUAUUGUGCAGUUUGUCAUUGGGAAGCGGUUUUAUAUUGCAGCUUUUAGAGCACUACGUAAUGGUUCAACAAAUAUGGAUGUUUUGGUGGCGCUGGGCACUACAGCAUCUUAUGUUUAUUCUGUGUAUGCACUUUUAUAUGGUGCUAUCACUGGAUUUUGGUCUCCGACUUACUUUGAAACUAGUGCUAUGUUAAUAACUUUCGUGUUACUAGGGAAGUACUUGGAAAUUCUUGCAAAAGGGAAAACAUCAGAUGCUAUUAAGAAGUUAGUAGAGCUCGUGCCAGCUACUGCUUUGCUACUUGUUAAAGACAAAAGUGGGAAGAAUGUUGGAGAAAGGGAAAUAGAUGCAUUGCUGAUUCAACCUGGUGAUGUGUUAAAAGUUCUUCCAGGUACAAAGGUUCCUGUUGACGGUAAUGUUGUAUGGGGUUCAAGUUACGUGAACGAAAGUAUGGUUACUGGUGAAUCUGCACCUGUUUUGAAGGAGGUUGAUUCAUUAGUGAUCGGAGGUACUAUAAAUUUUCAUGGUUUACUCCAUGUUCGAGCCACCAAAAUUGGUUCUGAUACAGUUUUGAGCCAAAUAAUAUCACUGGUUGAGACUGCACAAAUGUCAAAAGCACCUAUUCAGAAAUUUGCUGAUUAUGUUGCAAGCAUUUUCGUCCCUACUGUUGUUGCUUUGUCAUUGUUAACACUACUAGGGUGGUAUAUUAGCGGAUCCCUUGGAGCUUACCCAGACGAUUGGUUACCCGAAAACGGAAACCACUUUGUUUUUGCACUUAUGUUUUCAAUAUCAGUAGUUGUGAUUGCAUGUCCAUGUGCGCUUGGUUUGGCCACCCCAACCGCUGUCAUGGUUGCAACUGGUGUUGGAGCGAAUAAUGGGGUUCUAAUCAAAGGAGGAGAUGCGCUGGAGAGGGCUCAGAAGGUUCAAUAUGUUAUAUUUGAUAAAACAGGAACUUUAACUCAAGGUAAAGCCACAGUGACCACUGUCAAAGUAUUUACAGAAAUGGACCGGGGAGAUUUCCUCAGACUGCUAGCUUCUGCCGAGGCAAGCAGUGAACAUCCGUUGGCAAAGGCAAUACUUGAAUAUGCUCGUCACUUUCAGUUUUUUGAGACCACUGCAACCAAAGAUUCUCAAGAUAAGAACAAUGAGUCAGCAAUGUCCGGAUGGCUACUUGAUGUGUUGGAUUUUUCUGCAAUUCCUGGAAGAGGUGUUCAGUGUUCAAUCAAUGGCAAACAGAUUUUGGUUGGUAACCGAAGUUUGCUGAUUGAUAACGGAAUUACCGUUUCAACAAAUGUUGAAAAUUUUGUUGUCGAUCUAGAGGAGAACGCAAAGACUGGUAUUCUUGUGGCGUAUGAUUCUGAGUUGAUAGGUGUUGUGGGAGUGGCUGAUCCGUUGAAGAGGGAAGCAGCUGUGGUUGUGGAAGGGCUCAAAAAAAUGGGUAUUGUACCUAUCAUGGUUACCGGAGACAAUUGGCGGACAGCUAGAGCUGUUGCAAAGGAGGUGGGCAUUCAAGACGUAAGGGCUGAAGUGAUGCCAGCAGGAAAAGCCGAUGUUAUUUGUUCAUUUCAAAAAGACGGUAGCAUAGUCGCGAUGGUUGGAGAUGGUAUCAACGAUUCACCUGCUUUGGCUGCAGCCGAUGUUGGUGUUGCCAUCGGGGCAGGAACCGACAUUGCCAUAGAAGCAGCUGACUACGUUUUAAUGAGAAACAACUUGGAAGAUGUAAUUACAGCCAUAGAUCUAUCAAGAAAGACCUUCACUCGUAUUCGGCUAAAUUAUGUUUUUGCCAUGGCUUACAACGUGAUCUCUAUCCCAAUUGCAGCUGGUGUUUUCUUUCCUUGGUUAAGGAUCAAGUUGCCACCAUGGGUUGCUGGUGCAUGUAUGGCUCUUUCUUCUGUAAGUGUUGUGUGCUCUUCUUUGCUUCUACGUAGAUAUAGAAAACCACGACUUACUACAAUAUUGGAAAUAACUGUAGAGUAGAAAAAUUUGGGGGGGCGCUGUGGGUUGUAUUACAAUGUGAAAAAAGAAGGGAAGAUGGCUCAAGGAGUCCUGAGUUUUGUGUGAUUUAUUCAUUUCUUUACUUCAUGUAUAAUCUCUCUUCAAUGUAAAUGUAGCUUCUUGUAUUUCUUUGUAGUUGAUCUUUAAAAAGAAAAUGUUAAGUGGCCGUCUUUGGAGUUCA
This is a messenger RNA of Erigeron canadensis, 3392 nucleotides long. RefSeq names its product copper-transporting ATPase RAN1-like. Lineage: Eukaryota; Viridiplantae; Streptophyta; Magnoliopsida; Asterales; Asteraceae. The record is from RefSeq and is a predicted model, not a curated record. Gene Ontology annotation, cellular component: membrane. The transcript has 9 exons. Bases 176 to 3193 code for a protein of 1005 amino acids. Gene Ontology annotation, molecular function: ATP hydrolysis activity; ATP binding; copper ion binding. Gene Ontology annotation, biological process: monoatomic cation transport.